CCCGGCCUGGCCCAUCCCGCGAUGUUCCAAGCUCUGCCAUGGUUGAGCGGAGCACCGGUCGGCUGGACGGGAACGCCACACACCAGUCGCCCGACAUUCCCACGAAGAAACUCUCCCCAGAUCUCUCUCUCUCGCCCGCCAAUGGCAUCGUCCGUGGAAGCGGCGGCGACGGCCCGGGCUCCAAGAGCUACCAUCUCGCACGUCAUCUUCGACAUGGACGGCCUCCUCCUCGACACGGAGGGGUUCUACACGAAGGUGCAGGAGAAGAUCCUGGCGAGGUACGGCAAGGUGUUCGACUGGUCCCUCAAGGCCAAGAUGAUGGGCAAGAAGGCCACGGAGUCGGCGCGCAUCUUCGUCGACGAGUGCGGCCUCACCGGCCUCCUCACUCCGGAGCAGUUCCUCGAGGAGCGCGAGAGCAUGCUGCAGGAGCUCUUCCCCUCCUGCACUGUCUUGCCUGGAGUACUACGCUUGAUUCAUCAUCUUCAUGCAAAUGGGAUACCAAUCUGUGUUGCAACAGGGUCCCAUAAACGUCAUUUUGCACUGAAGACACAGAACCACCAGGAAAUGUUUGCCCUCAUGCAUCACAUAGUCAUGGGGGAUGAUCCAGAGGUGAAGGCUGGCAAGCCAUCUCCUGAUAUUUUUCUUGCUGCCAUGAGGAGGUUCGAGGGCAAUGUAGAGCCCAGUAAGUGUUUAGUUUUUGAGGAUGCACCAUCAGGUGUCGGAGCAGCUAAGAAUGCUGGAAUGUAUGCGGUGAUGGUCCCAGAUCCGAGGCUGGAUGUUUCAUAUCAGAAAGAAGCCAACCAAGUUCUCAGUUCCCUGUUGGAUUUCAAACCGGCGGAAUGGGGCUUGCCACCUUUUAAAGAGGAGUGAAAUUUAGAGUUAUAAAAUAAUUGAAAUUUUUGCAGGGUGAUUUACUUAACUGCAAUGCUGCAAUAUGGUUUGGGUUAGUGGUUGCACUAUGUGCAUUCUUGGCUAUUUCUGAUUUGGUGCAACUACUGCAUACUUCAAUAAAUAAUCUCCCAUCAGUUAGUUGUGUGCUUAAACUAUUUUUCCGUACCUUGUUUUUCCCAUCAGUUACCGAGUAGGCAGCGUGUCAAGGUGCUUCACUCCACAUGCCAAUACUCUUUGCUGGAACUUCCAUGUCAGCGAAGCUCUAGUUUUUACGUCAAUUCAAUGAAUUCAUGGGUUUGAUUCAA
Brachypodium distachyon (stiff brome) is the source of this 1196-nucleotide messenger RNA. RefSeq names its product (DL)-glycerol-3-phosphatase 2. The record is from RefSeq and is a predicted model, not a curated record. Gene Ontology annotation, molecular function: sn-glycerol 3-phosphatase activity. Bases 22 to 870 code for a protein of 282 amino acids. NCBI's taxonomy places the organism in Eukaryota, Viridiplantae, Streptophyta, Magnoliopsida, Poales, Poaceae. Gene Ontology annotation, biological process: glycerol biosynthetic process. The transcript is spliced from 6 exons.